Messenger RNA from Arabis nemorensis, 2475 nucleotides. NCBI's taxonomy places the organism in Eukaryota, Viridiplantae, Streptophyta, Magnoliopsida, Brassicales, Brassicaceae. The record is from the annotation of a GenBank genome assembly.
AUGUUACGAAGAGCUGCGAGUAAUGCAUACUCAUGGUGGUGGGCAAGCCAUGUCCGAACCAAACAAUCCAAAUGGCUCGAAGAAAACCUUCAAGAUAUCGAAGAGAAGGUCGAAAACGCGCUUAAGCUUUUGGAAGAUGAAGGUGAUUCAUUUGCAAAGCGCGCAGAAAUGUAUUACAAAAGAAGACCCGAAUUGAUAAGUUUCGUCGAAGAAUCUUUCAAAGCUUAUCGCGCUUUAGCAGAACGGUAUGAUCAUAUCUCUAAAGAGCUUCAAAACGCUAACACAACAAUUGCAUCUGUUUUUCCUGACCAAGUCCCUGAGUUUGCAAUGAACGAAGACGAUGAUACCGGUCCUAUCUCUCCAAGAAACCAUAAAAAUCACAAUAAAAACAUUCCAAAAGUUCCUGAUUUGCCUAUUGAAGCUGCAAAGAUGUUCAAGUCGAGGAAAUCUUUUAAAGAACAUCAUGCCUCUUCCUCUCUUGCUGUUAACAAGUCCGGAUUGAGUAAAACCGAGGCGGUAGAAGAGAUUGAUAAGUUGCAGAAAGAGAUUCUUGUUUUACAAACUGAGAAAGAGUUUGUGAAAAGUUCUUAUGAGAAUGGACUUGCAAAGUAUUGGGAGAUUGAGAAUAUCAUUAUGGAGAAACAAGGAAGGGUUUGUAGUUUACAAGAUGAGUUUCAAGAAAGUGUUGUUGUUAUAGAAGAUAAAGAAGCUCAGAUUUUGAUGUCAACGACAGCUCUCAAAUCAUGUCAAGAGAAACUAGAAGAGCUAAGAGAUAAACAAGAAAAGAAUGUAAGAGAAGUUGAGAUUACAAGAAAACAGAUCAAAGAAUCAACAGAGGAAUUUGGUACUCUUUCUGAUGCAUGUCUUAGUGAUGAAAUAGACAAUAGAAAUGUAAAAAUGGAACCAUUAGAGGAGAAGGUAAAUGAAGAACUUGACUCUGAGGCUAAGUCAUGUGUUAACAUAACAGAUGUGGCUGAUAAGAUCGAUGAGCUUGUGAACGAUGUGAUGAGUUUGGAGAGUUUAUUCUCAUCUCAAGCAGCUUUGAUACAUAGGCUACGCGAAGAAAUCGAUGAUCUUAAGGCACAUAUUUUAGCUUUGCAAAAGGGAAAUUUUUUAUCUAUAACUGAUGAAAACAAGCUAAAAGAGAUGGAGGAAAAGCUUAGAGGUAUUAAGGAUAUAGACCAAGGAGUUGAAGAACAUAGUGGGAACAUUGAAAUACAUCUUACACGAGCUUAUGUAAAGCUAAGUUUCUUGUCUGAGAGAUUAAAUACCUUGAAGCAAGAAGGGAAUGAAGAACUCAAGGCUACUAAUGUGUUAAUUCAAGAUACAGAAUCUUUGACUAAUACAAAUGUUUCAGUUGCAUCUGAAGUGGUUACUACUGAAAGAGAUUAUACCGAUGAAGUUAACCAAGAAGAGACAAUUGAAACUACAAGAAAGGAAGCUUCAUUAUCUCCAAAAUCAGACAUUGAAACUGAAGAUGAAGCAUUCUUGCAGAAGUUGCUAGCUCAUGGAAUAGAAGGUAGAGAGAACCAUUUGGUAACCGAAUACACGAAACUACUUAGGAACUACAAGGAACUCAAGAAGAUGUUAGAUGAAAAAGAAACAAAACCGAAGAGUGAAAACAACUUGGAAGAUGAACAAGUUAAAGCCUCAAUCCAUAAGAGUAAUGGUGAUGAUCUGCAAAAAGUUGGAGCCAAGGAUCAACAAAAGGACAAAUUGUUCAUGCUAAUUUACAAAGAAGAUAAUGCAACAAAUUCAGUAGCUGGUCAGAAGCUGAUGUUAUCACCAAACGAACAUCAAUUCGGAGCACGAAUCGAUGCAUUACUAAGCGAGAAUUUGAAUUUGUUGGUGAGGUUUAGCAACUCUUUUGGCCAGAUACAACAGUUUGAUGUUGGGAUUAAGGACUUACAUGUUGAGCUAUUGAAGAUCACGGAACAAAAGAAUCAAGAUAAGCAUUCCCUAAGAUCGAAUGUUCGUCCCAUUUACAAACACCUUAGCGAGAUCCGCAAUGAACUAACCAUCUGGUUGGAGAAAAGUUUGCUGCUAAAGGAAGAAAUCAACUUAAGAGCUUCAACUUUGAGUGACAUAAAAAAUGAAAUAACAGAAGCUCUCAAAACAGAUUAUGAAGAUUCUGAAAUGAAGUUUACGAUUUACCAAGGAGCUAAAUUUGAAGGUGAAGUUUCAAACAUGAAAAAGGAAAACAAAAAGAUUUCAGAAGAGUUGCAAACAGGUUUAGAUCAAGUUACCAAACUGAAAAUGGAAGCUGAUAAAACACUUGAGAGAUUGAAAGAGGAGUUUUCGCUUUCCGAAUCAAAGAACCAUUCGAGUAUUCAACCUUCUUCGCCUUCGCAAGAUAGCAGAACUCGUAUUCCUCUGAGAUCAUUUAUCUUUGAUGUAAAACCAAAGAAGCAAAGACUAUCCAUUUUCUCUUGUAUGAACCCUUCAAUGUAUAAGAAGAUGAAGCAUGGUUCAUAG